GCAGAAAAUGCAUCCCAAAGAAUUGAGACUCCUGUGCCGGUGGCGAACCAGAGCGCCUGCAAAUUCUGGCCAUUGCAUGGCUACCAUUGGCAUAGGCAGCCUAAUUAGGCUAAUACAAAGGAAAGAUUCUGAAGGAGGUAUUCGCAAUAAGUUUUCCUAUUCAAAAGCAGUGCCAUUGACUUGCUAACCAGCUGCUGUCGAGACGCCCGUAAAGAAAUGCUGCAAAACAUGGGGGCGUGCACAAGUCCUUGUUGCUCGGGUGUGAUAAUCUGUAAUCAAGCUUUACUUGCCCGGGACAUAAGCGUCACACAAGAUCUUUACAAAACAUACCCACACAAAGCGAGAUGUAGCAGCCCCCCAGUGCUUUGCAGAGCUUCAAUGCCAGUCAGACAAUGCUUGCCAAUGAAGAAAAUUGGGCGGCAGAAGGAGCUUAACGAUGCAUGUCCAGUCUUGUCAAACACGUGGUCUUGUGGCAACAUGCAGAUUCCCACGUAUUCGAUUGGAGUUCGGUGCUCUGCUCACAAGGAGGCGGAGGGCCCGUCCUCGGUGGAGCAGGAAUCCAAGGAUAAGAGUGGCAGUAUCACAGGUUUCCUGGUCUCCCAAGCACUGAAGCUGUACCUGAAGACUCAGUUGGAUGCCGAGGAAGACCUGCAAGUCCUCGUCUUUGGUCGCAACCGCGACCUUCUGUCCGGCACAGUCAGAACCCUGGUUGUGACCGCCAAAAACGCGGUUUACAAGGGCGUGUCGGUCUCGGAGGCCUGCCUGACAGCGUCGAAAGUAAAAGUUACCCUCAACGGAGAGAAACGGGGGUUGAAAGAGCCGUUCGUGGUUGAAGCUAGCCUCAAGUUGACCGAGAAGGACUUUCAAAAGAGUUUGGCGAGCCCGUUGACAAGGAGAGCGGUACUGGAGGCCCUCCGUCCUGAGAACUUCUCACGUAGAGCGGAGGCAAAUCUGGACGUUCGGUUAGAAGAUGGCACCAUAGGUUUGCAACAGGGGUCGUCUCAAAGCCGACUUGGCCUUCAACUUAACGGAAGCGGGAACGUAUUGACCCUUGUUGACCUUGAUUCAAGAAAAGCUCGCGACGUCUUCUUAGGAGACGAUACACAUCUACGUAAAGUGGAGGUGUCGCCUAAUCUGCUGUCUUGUGAGGCAAGUUUUCUUGUAACUCCCUGAUUGGGACAAGGUCGUCCAGGAUUCCAUUCGAUAGAUAAGAUGCAUGCGUUAGGUAAGGCCAUCCGUCAUCAUUGUGGAACACUGUGGGCUUGAAUGAGAAAUGUAGUAUAGCCGCGGCAAUCACACACGGGCGCACU
Molecule: messenger RNA, 1310 nt
Organism: Klebsormidium nitens
Lineage: Eukaryota; Viridiplantae; Streptophyta; Klebsormidiophyceae; Klebsormidiales; Klebsormidiaceae
Source: the annotation of a GenBank genome assembly